AUGGGUGUUGUCCCUGGAUUUAAUUCAUUGGAGAACCCGACCUCGCAAUCAGGAGACAAUCCCGUUACUACAUAUGCUACUACAAUUUCUGCCAACAUAAAUUCCAUUCUGGUGCUUAACGACUCCAACUUUAAGAAUUGGAAGGAGAACGUCAUGAAUGUUCUAGGCUAUAUGGAUCUGGAUCUUGCGCUACGGACAGAAUGGUCUCCCGCCCUUACAGAUACAAGUACCUCUGAAAUGAAGAGGGACUUAGAGAGGUGGGAGCAUUCUAAUCGUACGAGCCUAAUGAUCAUGAAACACUUUGUUCCAGAAGCAUUCAGGGGCGCAAUGUUCGAUGAGGAUAAUGCUAAGGUAUUCCUUGAGGAACUAUAG
This is a messenger RNA of Malania oleifera, 372 nucleotides long. RefSeq lists its product as uncharacterized. The transcript has 2 exons. Bases 1 to 372 code for a protein of 123 amino acids. NCBI's taxonomy places the organism in Eukaryota, Viridiplantae, Streptophyta, Magnoliopsida, Santalales, Ximeniaceae. The record is from RefSeq and is a predicted model, not a curated record.